This is a messenger RNA of Mercurialis annua (annual mercury), 1903 nucleotides long. RefSeq names its product protein S-acyltransferase 18. The record is from RefSeq and is a predicted model, not a curated record. Gene Ontology annotation, molecular function: protein-cysteine S-palmitoyltransferase activity. The transcript is spliced from 9 exons. Bases 270 to 1793 code for a protein of 507 amino acids. Gene Ontology annotation, biological process: peptidyl-L-cysteine S-palmitoylation; protein targeting to membrane. Gene Ontology annotation, cellular component: Golgi apparatus; endoplasmic reticulum. NCBI's taxonomy places the organism in Eukaryota, Viridiplantae, Streptophyta, Magnoliopsida, Malpighiales, Euphorbiaceae.
UUUCAAAACACUGAGCAUUCGACCGUUGGAGAAGUCCCCAGUCCUUCCAUAAUUCUUUUCUGUUCUGCAUCAACUUCAAGACAGCAAAACAAGCUUAAACCUAUAGCCGUUUAAUGACAAUGCUCCAUGCCAAUAUUUUUUAAUUUUAUCUAAUUUUCUUUAAACUGUUAAAUUAUUAACACAGAACCCCUCAUUACCCACUGCUUCGUUAUUAAUUUGCAUCAUAAAAACUGCAAUUUUUAUUCACACUAAUUUAAGAAAGAAAUCAAAUGAAACGCCAUGGAUGGCAACGACCUCUCCACCCAUUACAGAUGGUGGGAAUGGGAGUUUACAGUUUCCUUAUCGUGGCGUUUUAUACAUUUCUUGGACUGUUUCUUGGGAACAGAAUUGCUGAAAUUACAGUCACUACAAUCUUUACUUCUGUGGCCCUUUCGGUGAUGUUCCUAUUCGUUAGGUGCACGGCCAUUGACACGACUGAUAGAACCAGUUUUAGGAAGAAGAAAUCAGCUAAAUCCAAUGGGGUUUUGAAGUUAAAUUAUGGGUUUAUCUUGAGUCAAAUAGUUAUUAGGUUUUUUAGGAGGCUCGAGAGAAAGAUUCUUAGGACUUUUAUAAGGAGAAAAUAUCUUGAUCCUUUGAAAACUCAUGCUCAAAUGGAGCCUUUGCUACCGUUUCCCCUUGUACUCAAAGAUGAUUCAAUUGCGCCAGACCCGAAAGAUGAUGAGAUCUCUUAUUGCUCACUCUGUGAUUUUGAGGUGAAGAAGCAUAGCAAGCAUUGUAGGACCUGCAACAAGUGUGUUGAAGGGUUUGAUCACCAUUGUAGGUGGCUCAACAACUGUGUUGGCAAAAGAAACUACACAACAUUCAUUCUACUAAUGAUAUCUGUCUUGUUAAUGUUAAUUAUAGAAGGAGGAACUGCAUUGGCCAUAUUCAUAAGGUGUUUUGCAGAUAAGAAGGGGAUAGAAAUGGAACUACAGAGGAAGCUAUAUGUAGACUUCCCGAGAUGGGCUCUUGCUACAAUUUCGGUUUUGUUGGUUCUGAUGACAGCUUAUAGUUCAGCAGCCAUGGGACAACUUUUCCUUUUUCAUGUCGUUCUCAUUCGCAAGGGAAUGAGAACUUAUGACUAUAUCCUAGCUAUGAAAGAAGAAAGCCAAUCAAUGGAACUAGAUGAUUCAUUUGAUGAUUCAGAUUUCUCUUCAGACUCUGAUUUCGACUCACCUGAAAAGCCAACAUUUGUUUCACGGUUUAUAUGCAGAGGACGUAGAGGAAAUCAGAAACCGAUACGGCUUUCCAUUAGAAUAGAUAAGGAUGAUCCUCAGCCUUCCUCCGUAAACAACAAGAAACAAGGCUUCCGUGUGAGCAUCAAUCCGUGGAAGCUCAUAAUGCUGAGCGGAGAGAAAGCUUUACUAGCAGCUGAGAAGGCCAGAGAAAGGAUAACAAAACAAAUGCCACCAGUACAACAACAUUCAAUAAAGCCUCUACCUUUAGAGACAAAAUAUGGACCUAUGAUGAACCCAGACAAGAAUAAUGCCGUUAUGGGAUCAGGCUUAACACCUCUUAUUAUCAAAGGAAGGGGUCCGGGGUCCCCAGGAAGGUUUUCAAGUCCAAGACGGCGAUUUUCUGGUUCUUCUCCGGCUAUGUUUUCGAGCGACAUUGUUCCAUCGCCAAAACAGAAGUACAGAAGCAGUUUCGACUUGAAGUUGACUGAGGUUUCCAAGGAGCUUGAAACAUACAUUUCUAGACAGGUUUUAUGUUCCGUCAUAAAGAAGGAUGCAUGUGAGGCAUCUCCUAUUUAAUUAUUCGAUAUCUCAACCUUUGAGAAAAAAAAUUUCAUUGAUUAAUUUGAAUGUGUAUUCCAGCAAAGUGAAAUUCAAACCAAUACUUGUAUGUUAAUUUGUUCUACAGA